AUGCUGCCCAUGGAAGCCGGGCCAAGCUCCGAUGAGGAGGAGACGGUCGUCCUCUCCGAUUGGAAGAUGGCGGAGGAGGAAGAGGAGGAGGAGACCGACGUCUUCACCGAUUGGGCGAUGGAGGAGGCCGCCGUCUUCCCCGACUGGGCGAUGCUGGAUCGCAUGGGCUGCACCCGCUGCCACAAGGACCUAGACGCCGCUCGUCUGGUCGUCAGCAAGAACAAGACCGCCGCUCGACUCCGCAUUGACCGCGGCUGCUCCUGCUACGUGUCCUUCACCCUCGCGGCUCCACAAGGGGUCUCCUACCUCAACCUCCACUGGCCGGUGGGAGAAGGCUCCGACGCCGUCUAUGCCCUGCUCCGGGCAACCGACAAGGACCUCGUCCUCUUCGACAUCUACGACCCGAGCCGGCUUCCCUACUUGCGCGCGCCGGCAGCUCUGUUCGUCUACACGGCCGCCGGCCCUUCCCCAUCGGUGCAGCGGCUCCCUAUGUACGCCAAGGAUAGGAAAUGGCGGCAUUUCCUGAAGGGUAAAUUCACCACGGGCAUCCUGCGGCUCCCGGAGAAGCGCUUCAUCGUCGCCGACCUCUGUGUCCUGGAUGGCGCACUCUGCGUCUUCAACUCCUCCUCCGAGGCCAAAGACUGGAAGGUCAUCUCCAUUACGCCUGGCCUGAUACGUUGGCACACGCCGGAGCAGAACAAGAGCAGCAGUGGUCAGCUCCCCAACCAAUGGUCAACUGACGAUGCGCUCGCUUUCGACGGUCGUUUCCUCUGCUGGGUUGACUACUUCAGCGGUGUCCUGCUAUCUGACUUCUCUUCCACUAUCGGUUCUCCGACGCUCCACUUCGUACCUUUCCCUGGAGAGAAGGAAUACCCUGCAGAGGUACGGGUCCCAAGGGAGUUCCCGGGGAGGUUCCGGAACGUGUCCAUCAGCCAAGGCAAGAUGCGCUUUGUCCACAUUGACAAUGACUUCCAUGAGACAAUCGAGGAUGACUGGCCAUGGCGUCAGCUUCCCGAGAGAAGAAGCCAAGGGCAGCAGCAUCAGGGUUCCCAAAAAAUCACCAUAUGGACUUUGAACUCCGACAAGUUCAAGUGGGAGCAACAUGGCGUGAUCAACCUGGAUUGUCUAUGGGCGCAACGUGGUUACGAAGCUCUGGGCAUACGGCAGCGUCUUCCCGAGUUCCCAAUCGUCAGCGUCGAGGACCCAGAUGUUCUUUGCUGCUUGUUAAGGGAGGAGGAAUUUAAUGUCAAGGGGUGGAUGAUCAUGGUUGACAUGAAGCAUGCCUAUAUGCGGUCAUGUACUCCAUAUAUCAAUCGACAUUCCUACUGUGCUAAGUGUGCGGAUGUGGGUUGUGCUGAGUGUGUGGAUGCCAGAAACGAUUUUCCUAAUACGCUCCUACUUCCAACUGUCUUCUCCAAACACCUUGAAAGGCCAACAGGUAGCUAG
This is a messenger RNA of Triticum turgidum subsp. durum (durum wheat), 1446 nucleotides long. The record is from the annotation of a GenBank genome assembly. Lineage: Eukaryota; Viridiplantae; Streptophyta; Magnoliopsida; Poales; Poaceae.